Condylura cristata (star-nosed mole) is the source of this 1251-nucleotide messenger RNA. It is a transcript of the gene CANT1, whose product is annotated as calcium activated nucleotidase 1. The record is from RefSeq and is a predicted model, not a curated record. Gene Ontology annotation, biological process: proteoglycan biosynthetic process. Bases 26 to 892 code for a protein of 288 amino acids. Lineage: Eukaryota; Metazoa; Chordata; Mammalia; Eulipotyphla; Talpidae. Gene Ontology annotation, molecular function: calcium ion binding; UDP phosphatase activity; GDP phosphatase activity. The transcript has 2 exons.
ACAGGUCCCGCCUGCCCUCAGGCUGAUGCCCAUCCAGCCCGCCGAGCCCCCGGCAUGGAGUGAGUCUAUGCACCCCCUGCGGAUAAGCGUGGGGGGCCUCCCGGUGCUGGCGUCCAUGACCAAGGCCGCGGACCCCCGCUUCCGCCCCCGCUGGAAGGUCAUCCUGCCCUCCUUCGUGGGCGCCACCGUCCUCUGGCUGCUGUGUGCCCACCGCCCGCCCCCGGGCAGGCCCCUUGCACCCAGUGCCCACCGCUGGGGGCCCGGCCUGGCGCCCGAGGACCAGUACAAUGACACGUACCCGCUGUCGGCCCCCCAGAGGACGCCGGGCGGGACUCGGUACCGCAUCGCGGUCAUCGCCGACCUGGACACGGACUCCAAGGCCGCGGAGGAGAACACCUGGUUCAGUUACCUGAAGAAGGGCUACCUGACCCUGUCGGACAGCGGGGACAGGGUGUCUGUGGAGUGGGACCCGGGCCACGGGGUCCUGGAGUCCCACCUGGCGGAGAAGGGGCGGGGCAUGGAGCUGUCCGACCUGGCGGUCUUCGACGGCAAGCUCUACUCCGUGGACGACCGCACCGGCGUGGUCUACCGCAUCGAGGGCACCAGGGCCGUGCCCUGGGUCAUCCUCUCCGACGGCGACGGCACGGUGAGCAAAGCGGCCGACUUCGGCCGCGUGGCCGCCCGCCACGUCGGGGCGCCCGUGCCCACGCACGGCUUCUCCGCCUUCAAGUUCGUGCCCGACACCGACGACCAGAUCAUCGUGGCCCUCAAGUCCGAGGAGGACGCCGGCCGCGUGGCCACCUACAUCAUGGCCUUCACGCUGGACGGCCGCUUCCUGCUGCCCGAGACGCGCAUCGGGAGCGUCAAGUACGAGGGCAUCGAGUUCAUCUGAGCCCCCGAGGCCGCGCCCGCGUGGGCCUGCGCUGUGGCCUCCCUCUGGCCCUGGGGUCUGCGCCCGGCCGCUCUCCAGAGCGGGUUUGCCCCCGCGGGCACCUGCCGGGCGGCCCCUCGCGGGUGUCUCGGCCAGCGCCCCAGCGGCGGCCGCCUCCUGCCUUUGCACCUCAGGCGUGACGUCCACCCCUCCCUGUCCGCGGGGCCUCGGGCGGCUGCGGGAGCCAGGCCCGGGCGCUGGGGGGCGCCCUCCCCCCCCGGAAGAAUCUGGCGAUUCCCUGCAGGAAAUGGGGGGCUACGUGGCACUUUGAAGCUUUGAUUAUGAACUGAAGUUAAUUAAAGCAGUUUUAUUUCUUGUAA